AUGGGGCUGCGGUUGCCCCUGUGCGCGGGCGCCCUGCGGGCUCUGGCGCCGGGCAGGACCGCGCUCCGGCCGUGCCGCGACAGCUGGGCGGCCCGCGGGCUGCGGAGCUCCAACCCGUUCACCCGCCGGCAGGAGGAGGAAUGGCGGCGGCGGAACCGGACGGCGCUGACUUACAUCGCGGCGGCCGCCGUGGGCAUGGUGGGGAUGUCGUACGCGGCCGUGCCGCUGUACCGCCUUUACUGCCAGGCGACGGGGCUGGGCGGAACCACGGGCGCGGGGCGCGGCGCGGAGCGGCUGGAGAAAAUGCGGCCCGUGCGGCAGCGCCCGCUGAAGGUGACGUUCAACGCGGACGUGCACGCCGGACUGCAGUGGAACUUCCGGCCCCAGCAGAGCGAGAUCUACGUCGUACCUGGAGAGACAGCGCUGGCGUUCUAUAAAGCAAAAAAUCCUACAGACAAACCAAUAAUUGGGAUCUCUACCUACAACGUAGUGCCCUUUGAAGCGGGACAGUACUUCAACAAGAUACAAUGUUUUUGUUUUGAAGAACAGUGGCUGAAUCCUCAAGAGGAAGUGGAUAUGCCUGUCUUCUUCUACAUCGACCCAGAGUUUGCAGAGGACCCCAAAAUGGAUAAAGUCGAUUCGAUCACCCUCUCUUACACCUUUUUUGAAGCAAAGGAAGGACAGCACUUACCGCUCCCUGGCUAUCAGUAACGGGCAAUCCCUACCCCUGCCUUCAGCUCCCUGACUGCUAUGACAUCAUUUUUCUACAAAAAGAAAAGCUGAAGGAGCACUGUGAGACAUGACAGAAUUAUUAAACUACUGUGGGUGCAUGCUGGUGUUACGGAAGCAUGCGUUUCUUAUUUAACCUUGUACAGUUGGAAUGUUACCUCUUAGGAGUAGUACUUCAUCAGAAGACAGAAGUGAUCUCUUUGUGGAGUAGAAAGUUGUCUCAAAGCCAUCCUUGUAUCAGAUGAUACAUGCUUAAUAAAUUCCAUGAGGCAAAUUUUUAAAUCUAGGUGUAAAUUGAGAUAUUUAAAUUUAGAGGAACAAAUCAGUUUAUUAAAUACCUAACACUGCAUUGCUGGCUCUGAAAAAUAAUUAACUUACCUUUAUUCAGUGAAAGGUUUUUACUUCUCAGUAGCAACCUAAUCAGUUCACGGACUCUCAAAACUUGACUGUAUUGCUUCAUAGCCUUCCCACAGCACAGGAAGAUGGGAUGAUUUGAAGAUGAUGCUCCUUCUUGAAUUAUUACUGAAUCAGUAGUUCAUCUGGUAAGAGCAGACUGCUCUAGAAUUGUUGUUUGAGUGAGGAACAAUAAUUUAUGGACUGCUUGGAGAAGCAUUUGACUUGGAAGGGAAGUAAUCUUAUUCUUGUGUUUAUAAAUUUUCUGCAUAGCUUCCAUGUAGGAAACUCAUUUAAAAUAUCAGCACUGUUACGGAUUCCUCUUUCAGUCCUGUGAGGGCUGUACACUGGGCACCUCUAUACAGAGAGAAGCUAGACUUGGGUCAGAAAAGUGCUGAAGGGAAAGACAGUACAUAGCAACUGCUCUGCAUCACAGGCUGAAGUACCACAGAGGCAUCUCAAAAACAAAAAGGAUGUUGACAAGUCUGCCCAGAAACACACCAGCUGAUCAGAGUACAUCUGAGUACUCACUGUUUACCACCAGAACACGUAACCCUGUAUUUAUGUGACUUUUUGUCAUUAUCUGGGGGGGAAGGGAUAAUAACACUUUAUCAUAACCCUGCAAAUAAGGACUGAGUUGCAGAGCAAGUUUAAGUGAUGUAGGCAUUUUCAGACAGAGAUUAAUCUCAGUUGAGUAUCUCAUCUACUAGGCCAGUUCUUUCUACCCCUUCAGUGGAUGAUAUCUCAGAAGAUAAGACUGAUGUUGUUUCUGAAGACUCUAAAAAGGUACUGAGUAUAUUGUAAGUUGCCUUAGUCUCACUUGUGUUUGCAUACAACAAUAAGAAUGGUGCCCUCUGAAAAUAUGCAGGUGCUACCUUCAAAAUGCAUUUUUGUACUGAAUACCUCGUGUGUUUAAAAGGAUUCUGGAUGAUGUGUCAUGCUUUCACUGUGUAUUUAUUAAAGUUUAAAACUGCCA
Molecule: messenger RNA, 2098 nt
Organism: Lagopus leucura (white-tailed ptarmigan)
Lineage: Eukaryota; Metazoa; Chordata; Aves; Galliformes; Phasianidae
Product: cytochrome c oxidase assembly protein COX11, mitochondrial
Exons: 4
Coding region: 1-711 (236 amino acids)
Cellular component (GO): mitochondrial inner membrane
Molecular function (GO): copper ion binding
Source: RefSeq, a predicted model, not a curated record